AUGUUGCAUCAAUUUGAAACAUUACCACCUCUAAACUUACAACUUUGUCCCGAUCUCGACGACGUUUAUAUGCAAAGUCCAGUCAUGACCGACGGCCACGCAGCGCGCGUCCACGCUGCGAGGAAGAGUGCGUUCCUGUCGAUGUCACCAGCAAGCAAUUUUGAGGCUUUUAGUCUGUAUUUUCAUUUACCACUGAAAGUGGCGGCUGAGAAGUUUGGUGUGCGUGCCACAGCGUUUAAGAAACGUUGUCGAGCGAUCGGGAUUCGUCAUUGGCCGUACCGCAAGGUGCGGAGUCUCAAACGCUCGCUACAAGAGCUUCAUCGAUGUCAAGAGCAAGCAGCCUUAAGUGACAAACAACAGGCUCAAUAUACUACGUUUACGCGCCAACUCGAGAGACUUCUGGCGCCAGAGACUUACGGACUUAACCCGUCCGAUCGUGUCAGGCCCAAUUUUUUGACUGACGAUGAGGAUGUCCAGUCAGAUGAUGGGAACGACUCGUUUGCAUCGAGUCCGCGAGGUAACGAUGCACAGAGCUUGCAUGAUUGUUCCGUCAGCCCAACUGACGAAGAUAAUAAGACGUUGAGUGACGUCCUUCCAGCCGGAUCUUCUCAAUCGCAAGUUCGACGGCCUGCGCACUUAUCGAUGAAGAGUGAAGGUCUGACGCACCAUGAUAUGAGUGGAACUUUUAGGGCGCAAUGUUAUGAGUUCUUAGAUGUGCUAAAAACGUCACCUAAUGACAAGACAUUAUAUGGAGCAGACUACGUUUCAAGUGCUUUUUAUGGUGCAGAUCUUUUUUUGCCUUCGGAAAUUAAGUAUGCGGAUGUACGAGCAUUGAUUGAUGCAGAUGGAGAGUUUACGGCUCAUGCAAGCCAGGUGGACUACAACAGCGACAGAUUUUUUGACGACGUGUUCCUGCAGAUCUCACCAGACUAUGGAUGUUUGGUCUAA
Molecule: messenger RNA, 948 nt
Organism: Plasmopara halstedii
Lineage: Eukaryota; Oomycota; Peronosporomycetes; Peronosporales; Peronosporaceae
Product: RWP-RK domain
Exons: 1
Coding region: 1-948 (315 amino acids)
Molecular function (GO): DNA-binding transcription factor activity
Source: RefSeq, a predicted model, not a curated record